Molecule: messenger RNA, 5491 nt
Organism: Macaca mulatta (Rhesus monkey)
Lineage: Eukaryota; Metazoa; Chordata; Mammalia; Primates; Cercopithecidae
Source: RefSeq, a predicted model, not a curated record
CUGGGAUUACAGGCUUGAGCCACCGCGCCCGGCCUCACUUUUGAUUUCUUAAGAGUGGGAAAAGGACUACUUCAGUUAUUUUCUGGUUGAUGGUAUACAUUCUUUGAUAUCACCCUAAUGCUUUUUAAUUUCUAUAUAUUUUGGAUGCUGGAGCUUGCCUAACAUCUGUGUUUUUAUGCCUCCCCCUCUCGUGUAACUGUUGGCCACACCAAGACCAGAGAGAAGUGACCAGACCGAUUGGUAGCAGGGCUAGGACUGGAAUUCCCCAGCCUUUUGAUGUCCAGCAGGCUCUGUUUUCUGUAUUGCACUGCUUUUCCCUAUUUCGUCCCCUGUUAGGACAGUGGGUGUGAAGUGUAGCUGGGCGCUUUUGGGGGUGUGCUAGGAGUGUGGCAGAUGCCUCAAACUGGCAUUUUCCCCUGAUUCUGAAUUCUCGUGGCUCAGAGUCAGUCUCUAGGCUACUGACCGGGAAGAUACAGGAAGUUGUUUUGUAUGGCAAACUAUGCCAGGGCAUUUUUUUCACCCGGCAAUUUAUUUGUUUUGGACUGGAAUAAAUCUCUGAUAUUGGUUUCUUUGCCAGCAUUAUUAGGGAGUGGAGCCUGACUUGUUAACUUAGCCCGAUUCCUAGUGCUUAGAAUCUCAAUGAGUGUGUGUUGAACUGAACAGAAGUGUGAAAGCGUCUUGGACAGUGGUUUGCAAACCUAGCUGCGUCUGGGGGGCUGUGAAAAAAGCAUGCGUGCUUACUCCAGACCAGAAAUAGAAUCUGCAGGAAUGGAGCCUGGGCAGCUGUAGUGCUGUUAAAAUCCCCCAGGUGGUUCUGAUAUACCGUAAAGGCUGAGAUCCACUGAUCCACAGUGAAUUGGAGUCCUGGAUCGUAGACAUGCCUUAUGCUUUCACCAGCUUAGAAUGGCUCUUGUGCUUUAGAACUGUGAAAAAAAGUGUUAUGCAAACAAAUGUGGAAAUAGCCUAAAUGCCACAUCCUGUUACUACCUGCCAUGAAGUAUAUUUACCAGUUAUUCACUCUGUUGUGACCUCUACCCAUUCCACCUUUUCUUCAUGGAACAAUAAUUUGACAGUUGGUUCUGCAGAACCAGAGUAAGUGUAGUUUGAUUGGCGGGAAACGAUUUUGGGUAUGAAGUGCUCUUUAGGCAUUUAUUGAACUCUUGUUUGUACCACCGCUGUGCUGGACAGUUUAUAAAUAUUACUUCUUUAAGCAAGGCCUAUGGAGUCAGGCUGCCUGGGUUUUGCUAACUAGCUGUGUCAUUUGGGACAAGUUUUUAAGCUUAUAUAAACCUGACUUUCAUCUGUGAAAUGAGAUGACAAGGGGUCAUUAUCAUCUCACAGGAUUGUGCAAAUGUGUGUGUAAAGUGCUUAGUUUGGUGCCUAACACAUAGUAACUACUCAGUGAAGUUAUUAUUACACUGUCAUCAUCAUAUUUUAAUGUAAAUAUUAAGAGCUAAUAAAUUUGUAAAAGGUAGUAUACCCUUAGCCCUUGAACCAAAGACUACUUUAGUUUUAAGUGGUUGGGUUAAUUUAUCACUUAAGUAUUGGCCUCUUGAAUUUCAAUUGAACGUAGCCAGAGGAUUUCAUAAUUGGACCGUUGCCUCUGGAAGUUGGAACUUUGUUUGUUUGUUUGGUUUCACUUCCUACACUAAGCAUGUGGCUGUGCGCACCUUUGUGGUGACUUGUGGUACUGGGGAAUCAAAGCUUCAUUAGCUUCUUUGGAGGGGAUGAUCUUACGCUGUACGAAGCACUCAGACUUUGUUAACUGUGUACCAUCCAGACAAGACCAGGUGCUUCCCAUGGCAGCCUGUCCUUUUCUUAGCUCUCUCAUCAAUCUAGCCUGUUCCUUCUAUUCCUCUUUACACUAGAACUUUUCUUUGAACAAGGAAUGUUGUUUUGUCACUGCUAGGUCCCCAGCAAUUAGUAAUGCCUAGCACACACUAGGUGCCUCCUGAAUGUUAAUAGGUGAUAAUCUAGCAGAACACAAGAUAAAUCCGCAGGUUGAGAUUUAAGCUGUGUGGUAUGAACGCUGCAUUGAUAAACUUAUUAAAUCAAUUUUGUUAAUACAAGUUUAAAAUGUCUUGGUAACUGACUUAGUUCAUUAAUCAUUUACUGAGUGUCUUCUAGGCCAGACAUUGGGGACAGAGAAGUAAUAAUAUAUGAUCCCUGCCUCAUGCACAGGAAGUCUAGUGCGAUGUACAGACACGCGCCAACGGCUGCCAUGCAAUAUGACUCAGUAGAGGAAGCUGAGACCGAGCAGCCGCAGGAACGAGAAAUACCUCCACCUUGCCUGGGCCCGGGGCCACAGGAGACCCUGCAGAAGAUGAAGAAUGUUCUGGAACAAUAUAACAAAGACCUGCCCAGGCUGCCCCCAGCAUCCAGCAACGUGAGUUUGCAGGACCCUGAGGAGCUCUCCUUCUGCUUGGAAGCUGAGGACGACUUUGAGGACCCAGAGGCCCUGAGCUCACUGCUGCUGUUCCUGAACGCCCCCGGGUACAAGGCCAGUGACGUGGCGCUGCCAUGGCUGAGCAGCGUGUUCUGCAGCUUUAGCGACGAGGAGCUGACUGGGCACCUGGCACAGGCCCGAGGGGUGGCCAAGAAAGCUGGCCUCGUCACGGCCCUUGCCAGGCUCUGCUUCCUCCUGGGGCGGCUGUGCAGCAGGAGGCUCAAGCUGUCCCAGGCCUGGGUGUACUUUGAGGAAGCACCGGGGGCCCUGGAGGGCAGCUUUGGGGACCUGUUCCUGGUGGUGGCUGUGUACGCCAACCUGGCCAGUAUUUACUGGAAGCAGAAGAACCGAGAGAAGUGUACACAGGUGGUGCCCAAAGCUGUGGCCCUGCUCCUGGGGACGCCUGGCCACAUCUGCAGCACUGAGGUGGAGGGGGAGCUCCUGCAGCUGGUGCUACGGUGGGCGGUGGGUGGCCAUAGCCUGCAGGCCGAGGCCCGGGCCUGCUUCCUGCUGGCCAGGCACCACGUGCACCUCAAGCAGCCCGAGGAGGCCCUGCCCGUCCUAGAGCGGCUACUGCUUUUGCACAGGGACUCGGGAGCCCCAGAGGCUGCGUGGCUCUCAGACUGUCACCUACUCCUAGCUGACAUCUGCAGCUGCAAGUGCCUGCCCCACCUGGUGCUGAGCUGUGUCAAGGUGGCCUCAUUGAGGGCACAGGACUCGCUGGCCGGCUCGCUGAGGAGCGUGAACCUGGUGCUCCAGAACGUCCUUCAGCCCCACAGCCCCCACUACCUCAGGCGAGCGCUGGCCUCCCUAACCCCGGGCACAGGCCAGGCAAUGCGCGGACUUCUCCACGCCAGCCUGGCCCAGCUGUACAGCCACCGUGGCUACCACGGCCCGGCCAUCACCUUCAUGACUCAGGCGGUGGAAGCCAGUGCUGUUGCCGGAGUCCGUGCCAUCAUGGACCGCCUGGUGGCUGUGGCCUGGCUGCACGUGCUUCAGGGGCAGAGCCCAGCGGCCCUGAACAUCCUGCAGUCUGUCCAGGAUGCAGUGGUGGCCAGUGAGGACCAGGAGGGCGUGAAUGCCAACAUGGUGGCCGUGGCUCUGAAGAGAACGGGCCCGACGAGGCAGGCAGCCGAGAGCUACUACCGCGCCCUACGGGUGGCUUGGGACCUGGACCAGAGGAGGAACCAGGCAGUGGUGCUGGCCAACUUCGGGGCCCGGUGCCUGCACGCGGGUGCCAGCAGGCUGGCCCAGCACUACCUCCUGGAGGCCAUGAGGCUGUUCUCGAGGCUGCCCUGCAGGGAGUGUGGCCGGGACUUCACCCACCAGGGCCCGGCUCAGCAGGGCAAGGGCUACUACGAGUGGGCCCGUCUGGUCGCCGUGGAGAUGGGCCACGUGGAGAGUGGGUACCCCGGGUUGUCCUGUGCACCUUCCAGGGCCACUCGGGUCAGGGCACACCUGGAAUUUGUGAUUCAGAAACAAGUGGUUUUUCCACCAUCGAAAGUGCUGAGUCAUGGCCAACAGCAGAUGUUGGCAAGUGCCCUGGAGACAGGCCGUUCCCAUGCAGGGCCAGGCCCUCUGUGCCUACUGGGGCAGCGAGCUCUUCCUGGUUUGCCCAGGGACAAUCCUGCCUUGAGCACUGAAAGGCCUGCGUGCUGGGAAUCCCUAGACAUAACCCUGGGGUCGACGCAGGCUCUGCUGAGCUGGGACUUGGGGCCCCUCCAUGAGCCAGGCCUGGAACGCCGGUUCUUGUGCCCAUGUUAUCUGCUUGGUAUAGCGGCAGCCUGUGCACCUGUCAUCCCACUUCACAGAGAACAUGGGGCAGGUGAUUGCCCAAAGCCGCAGAGCAGUUCACGCAAAAGCUUGUUGUGCAGAGUGGGCCAGGCCCCACCCACAAAUGGGGCUUGUGGGGUCCUCAGGUGGCAGUGGCUGAAUGUAGGAAUGUGGCCCGGUGACAUUGCUGCAGUUACACCUCCUCGAGUGUCGGGAAGAGGGAAGGAGCCAGAUUCCAUGGCGACCUGGGAGACUGGCUCCAGUCUUGGCCUCAGGUUCACAGAAGGAAAACAGGCCAAAGAAAGAGAAGGAGGCGCAUGCCUGGCUGCAAGCAGAGAAGAUCUAUUACAUCCUGCGGCAGAGCGAGCUGGUGGACCUGUACAUCCAGGGGCACAGAAUGUGGCCCUGUACACAGGCGACCUCAACCUGGGGCUGGAGCUGUUUGAGGCAGCUGGAGACAUAUUCUUCAAUGGGGCCUGGGAGCGGGAGAAAGCCGUGUCCUUCUACCGGGACCGGGCGCUGCUCCUGGCAGUGACUACGGGGAACCAUAGUCGGAGCAAGGCGGAGCUGCGGCUGUACAAGCUGGUGGCACUGCUGGCCACGCUGGAGGAGCCCCAUGAGGGCUUGGAGUUUGCCCACAUGGCCCUAGCACUCAGCAUCACUCUGGGGGACCGGCUGAAUGAGUGCGUGGCCUACCACCGGCUGGCUGCCCUGCACCACCGGCUGGGCGACGGCGAGCUGGCGGAGCACUUCUACCUCAAGGCCCUGUCGCUCUGCAACUCGCCGCUGGAGUUCGACCAGGAGACCCUCUACUACCUGAAGGUGUACCUGGUGCUCGGCGACAUCAUCUUCUACGACCUGAAGGACCCGUUUGAUGCAGCCGGGUACUACCAACUGGCACUGGCAGCCACCGUGGACCUGGGCAACAAGAAGGCACAGCUGAAGAUCUACACGCGGCUGGCCACCAUCUCCCACAACUUUCUCCUGGACCGCGAGAAGUCGCUCUUCUUCUACCAGAAGGCCAGGACCUUCGCCACAGAGCUCAACGUCCGCAGGGUCCACCCGCCUCCUCUGCCACUCUGCGGGUGGGCCCCCUUAGGUUGGCCCCCAGCCACCCUCGCUGAGGACAGCAUCUGAGGGAGUGGGUUUUGUGCAAGGAGGGUGGUCUCCUGCCUCUCCUGGUGUCUCCCGUGGCUCAUUUUCUGGGAAAUGGAGGCAUGAAAGCAGGGGUCAAAUAGCAAUAAAGGUUUUUUUUUGUUUUUGUUUCUGCAA